UGAGGAGUGACUUAGUUCUGUGAAGCUCCUGAGUCACAGUCAGGUGUUACAGCCUGAGGGACAGACAUGAAGGACCCGCAGCUUCCAGCACGUUACAAAUUGAAGAUGUGACGCUGACCAGACGUUUUGCCUCAUUUAGGACAAACCAUCAAAGCACGACUAUGGCCAAAGCAGAAAUCGAGCAAAAUCUCCAACGUUGAGCCUCAGAAAGAGGAAAAGGUGGUCAAACCACCGGCCUCCGCAGCCAAAUGUGCCUUACCUAAGCUGACCGAAAUGGAGAGAUUCAGGCAGUCGCCAUUCGAGAGGAUCAUCUAUGACAUGGCCCACAAUGAGAAGAUCGUCAACGACCUGAUGCUUGGUCGAAGGAUUGGCUUCUAUGAGCUGCGAGGAGAGAUUGGGCAGGGCAACUUCUCCACGGUCAGGCUGGGCAUCCAUGCCCUCACGAAAGAGAGAGUAGCCGUCAAAGUCAUGGACAAGCUGCGUCUGGAGAAGAAGAGUCAGUCUAUCAUGGCCUCAGAAAUCAGCAGCAUGGAGAAGCUGUGCCACCCGAACAUAGUGCGUCUUUACGAGGUGAUGGAGAGCAGCAGGAAACUGUAUCUUGUGAUGGAGUAUGGCAGCAGUGGAGAUCUGUUCUCCCGGAUCACCACCAGGGGGAAGCUGAACGACCUGGAAACCAAACUGGUCUUUGCACAAGUCCUCUCUGCUGUUAAACACAUGCAUGACAACAACAUCGUCCACAGAGACCUUAAGGCAGAGAACAUCUUCUACACCACCAGCCACUGCAUCAAGGUCGGAGAUUUCGGCUUCAGCACUGAGAGCUGCCCCAAUGAGCUCCUCACCAAUUUCUGUGGCUCUCCACCUUACGCUGCUCCUGAACUGUUUAAGGACAAAGGCUACAUUGGACGCUACUCCGAUACCUGGGCGUUAGGUAUCCUCUUGUACUUCAUCGUGACGGCCACGGUGCCCUUUUACGGAGACAACCUGGGGAGGUUGAAGCGCAGCAUCCUUCAGGGGGCUUACAGCAUCCCUUCCUAUGUGCCCGACCCCUGCCAGCUGGUCAUCAAGGGCCUGCUGCGGCCUGUGCCUGCCGAUCGUUCUACUCUCACGCAGAUUAUAAACGAUACUUGGCUGAGGGGGAUCGAAUACCCUCACCCGUACGUCCCGUUGCCCUUGUCCCCGGCCCACUUUGCCCAGGCGGGACAGGCUCUGUGUGUGGAGGAGCAGGAGGUAAAGGGUUUGCUGUCGGAUCUGGGUAUUGUGACAGUUCAUUUGCAAAACAAUCCCUGUUCGGACUGCAGGAGCCCGUUGACGGGGACCUACCGGAUCCUCCUCCAUCGGGUCCAUAAGAGGAGGUCGGUGGAGGCGGUAGGUUAUUCAGCGCUUCAUCCUGAUGAGUACGGGUGCCUGCAGAACUGGUCUGUAGCUUCUGUGACCAAACACACUCCUUCAGCUGUCUGUGUUUUACUAUAAUUAUAAAUAGCUGGACUGCUUUAGCUAAGGCCUCUACAGGACCCUUUAUCACAUGCAGAUGUGCCCAUAUGCAAGUAUUCAAGUUGGAUUGUGCAAUAUUGGAGGGAAAUGGUGCUCACUAAGAGGUUGGGGUUAGUUGCAGGGUUCUUCUCUCCCACAGUGUAAGUCAAUUAGAGCUCACAGAGUGUGAGCUGUGGAUUACUGUUCUGAUUAUAUCUCCAACAACAAGCUCAGACAGGCAAAACAUGCAUCUGUACAGCUAUGAGCAUCUUCCAAUCCCACUUAGUCAGAGCAUAAAUCUACUGAACUAAUCCGAGGCCACAGGAAAUCCUAAUAGAAUAGCCCCUGUCCAACAGAAAUGAAACCUGAGACUAUGAGGGGGAAGAAACACGUCAUGGAAAAUAAAAUAAGAGGCCAGAACGAGAGACUUUUAAAAUGUAAAAUGUUUUCUGUGUUUUGAACACAAUAAAUUAUCUCUAAAAUGCCUUCAUA
Messenger RNA from Hippoglossus stenolepis (Pacific halibut), 1962 nucleotides. Its product is annotated as serine/threonine-protein kinase NIM1. NCBI's taxonomy places the organism in Eukaryota, Metazoa, Chordata, Actinopteri, Pleuronectiformes, Pleuronectidae. Gene Ontology annotation, molecular function: tau-protein kinase activity; protein serine/threonine kinase activity; ATP binding. Gene Ontology annotation, cellular component: cytoplasm. Gene Ontology annotation, biological process: protein phosphorylation; intracellular signal transduction; microtubule cytoskeleton organization. The transcript is spliced from 5 exons. Bases 274 to 1470 code for a protein of 398 amino acids. The record is from RefSeq and is a predicted model, not a curated record.